Messenger RNA from Paramormyrops kingsleyae, 420 nucleotides. Lineage: Eukaryota; Metazoa; Chordata; Actinopteri; Osteoglossiformes; Mormyridae. The record is from RefSeq and is a predicted model, not a curated record.
AUGGAGUGCCCAGAGAGUGUCUGCACUGACGGCGUCUGCACUGACAGCGGCUGCACUGACAGCGGCUGCACUGAUAGUGCCUUCCCUGACAACAUCUGCACUGACAGGGCCUUCACUGACAGCGACUGCACUGAUAGUGCCUUCCCUGACAACAUCUGCACUGACAGGGCCUUCACUGACAGCGACUGCACUGGUAGCGCCUGCCCUGACAACAUCUGCACUGACAGGGCCUUCACUGACAGCGACUGCACUGGUAGCGCCUGCCCUGGCAGCUUCUGCAGUGACAGUGCCUGCACUGACAGCGUCUGCAGUGACAGUGCCUGUACUGACAGCAUCUGCACUGACAGUGCCUGCUGUGACAGCGUCUGCAGUGACAGCACCUGCACUGAUGGCGUCUGCACUGACAGUGCCUGCCAGUGA